This is a messenger RNA of Fusarium poae, 1629 nucleotides long. RefSeq lists its product as uncharacterized. The coding region runs from base 1 to 1629 and encodes 542 amino acids. Lineage: Eukaryota; Fungi; Ascomycota; Sordariomycetes; Hypocreales; Nectriaceae. The transcript has a single exon. The record is from RefSeq and is a predicted model, not a curated record.
AUGUCUAACCAUCACCAAGACAAGAACACUUCUACUCGACCUCGACAAGAAGGGAGGCUGGCUCUUCUCCCCUCCGAGGUUAUUCUCAACAUCCUAAGUGUGACUGAGAUGACAGAAAAGAUGCCACCGCAGUCCCCGGUGAACCCAUGGCCUCCUCUUGAUCCAUACAUCUUAAGCCGUCGGCCACCCAAAGUUCCAGAGCCAAUUACCGAGUACACGACCAUUCUCUCAGCCCUAGACAUGAGAAACCUUGCCUUGACCUCGUCUAGCUUAUUCUACCCUGUACGCUCCUCGUUCUAUCGGGCGGAUAGCUGCCACGCCUUUCGCUCCGCUCUUAAGCACGCUGAUAUCGAUGCAAUAAAGCGGUGUGCUGAGUUCGGAGCAGCACCAGACUUGCACUGGCAUUUGGAAGACGUGUGCUACUGCAAAGGCAAUCAUCGGCAUCUAUUUCACCGACCCAUUGAUGUUUUCUUAUUAUCGGUCAAGCAUGGCUCAGUUCCUAUCAGUAAGGCCAUUGAGGUUCUUCAGUGGCUCCUAGACAAUGGUUACGACGCCUAUGAACAAAGUACGCAAGUCAAGGACUUCCCCGAUUGGUCAAUGGAACCACGGUUGGGGGAAGAGAAGAAAGCGGAAGAGAAUGCUCUGCUGGCGACGGCGCGGACCAUGCCAGAGAUUUUGCUCCAUACUCUCGCCGAGGAUACUGGAGACAGGGACCGCAUUGAAGGGAUUUGUCAGAUGAUUUACAUGCUUCUCGACCAUGGAUAUCUCAUCCCUUACAACGUCAACGUCUUCCAGAACUAUCGGAGUUUACCACCAGGUGCUAUCCAUACACCAAUGAACGCGGCCAUCAUGUGUCAAUGCCCACCCCAUUUUCUCAGAGCUCUGCUCGAACUCUACAAACGCCACGGUGUGGACUGCCAACUAGAAGCGAAUGAUUGCCCCGAAAGCAUGAACAGCUGGGUAGGCUGGUCGCUGAUGGAUAGCCGGAACUCAAACUUGCUAGCCCAAAAGUGGAUGCACCGGCCCGUCUUGGAUACGUUGGCUUGGAACCUUUAUACUGCUUUACUGGAUCCGGCAGAGCCCUGGAAAGAGGCGUACAACGGCGAAUUAGCUGACAUCUUUGAAGAAAAGAUAGAGCUUAUGGAGAAGUACAACUUCAUCGACAACAAAGAGACCAACGCGUUGCGAGGUAUGCUUGAAGCUCUGCAGUGUAUCGCCACCAUGGCAGAGGAGCUUGGGGGGUUGGACAGGGCUCGUGACGGAAAGAAGUGCUGGCAAUUGAUCUGCGAUCCUCUCCGCGUUGUCUUCAAAGACCUUGGAACCCAAUACUUCUAUCCGCGGCGAGUCCAUCGCUUUGAGUUCAACGAUAAUUGGCACCCGUGGGUCCAAUUCUAUGAGGAGGAGGAUCUCCAGCAGAUGUAUCUCUCUAAGGAGUACCGUUACCCGUGGAUCAGAGAGGGCGACUUAACAAUAAACAAGGAUGGAAAAGUGGUAGAUCGCCACUUUAGAACAAUGGACAGUGGGUUAUGCUGGAAUCACAGGAAGGGACGACUCUCCUGGAUGAAGUAUGACUACGAUGGGUUUCUUGAGAGGCUCUCACAGGAGUGGGAUCAGUCUAGGGAACGAUGA